This is a messenger RNA of Ruditapes philippinarum (Manila clam), 3558 nucleotides long. RefSeq lists its product as uncharacterized. The transcript is spliced from 5 exons. NCBI's taxonomy places the organism in Eukaryota, Metazoa, Mollusca, Bivalvia, Venerida, Veneridae. Bases 830 to 3556 code for a protein of 908 amino acids. Gene Ontology annotation, biological process: DNA repair; telomere maintenance. Gene Ontology annotation, molecular function: DNA helicase activity. The record is from RefSeq and is a predicted model, not a curated record.
ACACAGGCAAAAGUAUCGGACCUGGGAAGAAAAAAAUAUGACCAGAUUGAUAAAAAAACCUGUGUUCAUCUUAAAAGUGUCAAAAAAAACAAAAAAAAAUGUAAAUAAUGACCCCCUUUAAAAUAUACUAUAAGUUAAGAGAAGGCCGGAAACUCCAAAUUCGAGCCUACGAGCAAGGGAUUCAUUUCCCGAGCCGUUGUGAAAACAAUUGGCCAGACAAUUAAAAACGACUUUUAUCACUAUUUCACGUUUGUAUUAAGCUUCCAAAUGAGACCGACCCCAAGUCUCUAGCCCUUCCCGUUCAUGAAAUAUCUAUCAGGAAACGAGCGAAUUCGUGCUAAAACUCCUUGGUAGACAUAAUUGCGGCACAACAAUUCGGAACGUAAACAUAGACUAAUGCAUGUUUGUCAGGAAAGUUAGGGACAAAAUCACUUAAAUUCACUAAAUUAUACUACUAAAUACAUUAACUUGGACCACUCACAACCGUCAGUAGCAUCUGGUAUACGCGAGAUUCGAGUUUCAAACCCUCCACGGUAUUUUCGAUUGCUUUCUACGCCAUUGUUAGCGAUACGAUAAUAUCCGAGAAAUCCCAAACAUACGUCAAUAUUCGCAUGUGAUCAGCGUUUCCAUUGGACAGCGCAAAAACUAAUAACUUUUAAAAUUAUCAUUUCUGGAUAUUUUAUAUAACCAAAAAAAUAUGUAUUAUUAAUAAAAAACACAAUAAAUUUACUGAUGAAAGAAAGUAUACAGAAAAAACAAACUGCUGGUUUCCUGCACGUACUUAACAAAAUAUGGUGGGAUCGAAAACCAGCCGAAGUCACGUGAUAUUAUGUAUCAAAAAAAAAAAGUAAACACAUGUUUGUGGUGGACAAUUUUGCUGUUUUAUAUCCAUUUUUAUGGUUUGUUAAAGCAUGUGCAUACUUUAUGUGUUCAACAUAAAGACGUCGUUUUAAAGGUUGGAAUAACCAGUAUGAAUUCCAGACAGAAAGAAGUGUUGGAUUUAGCUUUGGCCGGGCACAAUCUUGUAAUAACUGGCCAGGCCGGAACUGGAAAAUCCUUUAUAGUUGGCGAAUUAGUGAAGAACUUGAGAGCUAGUGGAAGGACAGUCCAGCUGACAUGCACAACUGGUAUAGCUUGUUUAAAUUACAGUCAUGACCUUGAUGCUCAGACCAUUCACAGAUGGUCUGGAAUAGAUGAUGGUAGAUAUACUUCAAAAGAGAUAGUCAGUGUAAUAAAAAACUCACCAAAGAGUGCUCUAAAUCUUCAGAGAAUAAAGCAAACAGAGGUUCUUGUAAUUGAUGAGAUAUCAAUGCUUAGCAAAAGUAUGUUUGAACAAGUGGCAGAAAUAUGUUCCAUUAGAAACCCUGACUUUUUGUUUGGAGGGAUGCAGGUUAUUGUUGCUGGUGACUUUUAUCAGCUACCCCCUGUACCAAAUAGGUUAUACAAUGACAAUGGGGAAAUGUGUUUUGAAAGUGCAAUAUUUAAAAAAGUCCUCAAACACAAAGUAACUCUUGAAGAAAUUGUAAGACAGAGAGACACAACUUUAUGCAAUGUGAUAAAAGAGGUAUCAGUGGGUAAUGUUGAUGAUGAAGUUGAAUCGUAUAUGCAAAAUUUAAGUAGGCCUCUGUCUGAUAACACCAAUGAGCCGGUCAUGUUAUUUGCCAAUAAUCGAUUGGCUGAUGUCCUAAACAGAAAGAGAAUCACAAAUCACAUUGGAGAACUAUAUGAAUUUGUAGCCAAAGAUGAGGGGAAAAAGUCACUGCUAGAACAGUUUACAGCUCCAAAGGUUCUUUGGCUGAAAAUUGGUGCACCAGUGCUUUUACUAAGGAAUUUAUCACAGAAACUAGUAAAUGGUCUCAGAGGGAUUGUUGUGAAAGUGGAAGCUGAUGGUCCAGUUGUGUACUUCAAACAAAUAAACAUAACAACUAAAGUGAAGAAGAUGACUUUUUCUGUCUUUAGUCCAUCACUGAACAAGAACAUAUGUACAAGAGAACAAGUUCCACUCCGGCUUGCCUAUGCUCUCACCAUUCACAAGUCACAGGGAAUGACAUUAGACAGUGUUGUGGUUGAUUGCAGAGAAAUAUUCAAAGCUGGACAACUAGGCGUUGCAAUAGGGAGAGUCAGGAGUGAAUCUGGUCUAAGGGUCAUAAACUUUCACCCCAGAGUGUGCAUGCCACAUGCAGAAAAUGUUAGACACUUUCAGACGGUUCAGACUGUGAAACCUGAAGAUGACAUGAGGUGUUGCAGAAACAAUAUAAGGCUGGAAGAAGAAGUUCUGCAGGAAUUGAUAAUAGAUGAUGCAUUAGAUUUUGAGACAAAUGAACUGUAUGAUGAGGACUUUGACACAGAGUUUGAUAUUCUUAUUAAACAGAGGGAUCUGGAUGAAGAAGGAACACUGACCAUAAUUCCGGAUGAUUUUAACUUGGACCUAAUGAUACAGAGUCUCAAGCAUGAUGACCCCAUAACACCAGUGAUGGUUAAAGUAAAUGAAUUGUGUUGUUGUGUUAACCCUUUGAAACUGAGAGAGUUCUGUGCAUACGAGUUCAAUUUUUUUGGUGAAACUAUUGCAGAAAUCGAUUCUUCACAGGAUGUACCUGUUAAACCAGAGAUACUCACACAAUUUACUGAGAAAACUUACAAACACCAAAUAGAUGAUGACUUUAAACUGAGAACAAUGAUCUUGUUUGAUACAACAUGUUUAAGCCAAGAAAGCACACACAUAACAUUCAAUAUCAGCAACUAUGUCAAAGAACACGUGUUAAAGCAGAAAACAUCUAAAUAUUUAUCAAGUGUAGAACAGCAACAGAGGUCGUUAACAGAUGCAUCCAGAUCAAGGUUACGGUAUGUAGGUGGAUACUGCAUUAAUAAACUGAAAAGGCAUUAUAUUAAAAAAAUGCAUUCUACAAUGUAUGAUUUGAAAAAAGAAGAAGAGUAUGAGAAAUGCUUAGUUGCUGUUGAACUCCUGCAAAGUGUUCGUGAAGAAGAGGAGUACUUGAAAUCAAGCACAGAUGAUAUUCAGUCUUUGCAAGAUGUUAUAAAAAAGCAAAAUGUUGGAAGAGGGCUGACACACAUCACUGACAGUUUAUAUUCCUUCUUUUGCAAAUUGUGUGAAAAGACAUUAAAGCUCCUUGUUAAGGAAACUCUUAACAAAGUCGGGGAAAAUCUGUUUCAGUAUUGUAUAACUGAGAUUCAGAGUGAUGAGGAACUGGAGACUACAUUCAGUAAUUGUUGUUCUACUAAAGUGAUUAUUGGUGAACAAUUACUGAUACAGGAAUUAUUUCAUGAAAUCUGCAAAAGAUUCCUGCAUGUGAUGUUCUCACAGUUUAGAAAGGACAUGUUACAGUCCUACAAAGUUGGAAAGACAAUGGAGCAUCGGAAACAAGUACUUAUAAAAAAAAAGAAAAAAGAAACAGUCAUGAAAUCUAUUUCUUAUGAAACCAUUGUUCAGGACAAAACAGAUGGGAAAGAAAUGUCCCAUUCACUGAUGCGAGGUUUGCUCCUCAAUAAUAGUGAAUUUCUCUCACUAAUGAAUAAAAGUCAGCUAAUAAAAUUGUAGCA